Molecule: messenger RNA, 1863 nt
Organism: Mucor velutinosus
Lineage: Eukaryota; Fungi; Mucoromycota; Mucoromycetes; Mucorales; Mucoraceae
Exons: 7
Coding region: 1-1863 (620 amino acids)
Molecular function (GO): metalloaminopeptidase activity
Source: RefSeq, a predicted model, not a curated record
AUGGCUGCUGCGAAGAGAAGCAUCUUGAAGCACUUGAACUUUGCUCGCUCAUACUCUACCAGCUUGCACCGAAAUGCAGGCGACAAAUUAGCUGCUUUGAGAACUGCAAUGAAUAAUCUCGAUGCCUUUGUCGUACCUUCCGAAGAUGCUCAUCAGAGCGAAUAUACAGCUGAAUGUGAUAAUAGAAGAGCCUGGAUUUCAGGAUUUACAGGGUCUGCAGGCUGUGCUGUUGUAACAAGGAACGACGCAGCAUUGUUCACAGACGGCAGAUACUUCUUACAGGCAUCAAAGGAAUUGGAUGAAAAGCACUGGAAAUUAAUGAAGCAAGGCAUCCCCGGUGUGCCAACAUGGCAAGAGUAUGUCAAGGGCCUACCAGCCAAUUCGUCCAUUGGCAUUGACCCAUCCGUCAUUACCAUGGAAGAAGCCGAACAGUUGAGCAAGGAAUUGAGCUUAAUUGGUUCAAAACUGGUCUACGUUACCGAAAACCCUGUCGAUCAAAUUCGAUCUUCGGAUCGUCCUUCAAGGCCUUCUGAGCCUAUCAAAGUGCAUCCCAUCCAGUACGCAGGAAAGUCUGUGAAAUCCAAGUUGAACGAACUACGAAAAUCAUGCGACAACAACAGUGUCAUUGUAUCUGCGCUCGAUGAGAUUGCAUGGUUACUGAAUCUACGGGGCUCUGACAUUCACUGCAGUCCAGUCUUUUUUUCGUACGUGGUGGUGACCCCACAGCAAGCGACAUUGUAUCUGCAGCCCUCAGCCAAGUUGUCAGACCAAGUGAAAUCGCAUCUGAACGAAGCCGGCGUGCAACUCGCCAACUACGACCAGAUGUUGUCGGAUGUCAGCCACUUAAAUCAGCCAUUCCUGAUUGAUCCCAGCACCACCAAUAUGUCCAUUUGUGAAGCCAUUGGAGAAGCAAACAUUCGAUCCAAGCAAGGGCCAUCCUUUAUUAGUAUGGCUAAGGCUGUCAAGAAUGAGUCUGAGCUCAAUGGCAUACGUAACUGCCACAAGAGAGAUGCUGUAGCCCUGUGCAAGCACUUUUCAUGGUUAUCCGAGUCAUUGACGAUCCAGAAACAAACGAUUCGGGAAUCGGAAGCUGCAGAUCAUUUAGCAGCCAUGCGUCAAUUGGAUCCCACCUAUGUUGGCCUGUCAUUUGAUACCAUUGCUGCUACUGGUCCAAAUGGAGCAAUCAUUCAUUACCAACCAGACCCCAAAGAUUCAGCCAUCAUCAAUCCUCGACGCAUCUAUCUAUGUGAUUCAGGUGCGCAGUAUGUGGAUGGCACCACCGAUGUGACAAGGACGUACAUGUUUGAUGGUGAGCCUAUUGAAUUCCAAAAAAGAGCAUUCACUCGAGUCUUGCAGUGCCAUAUUGCUGUAGAUCAGGCUGUGUUUCCUCAAGGCACAACAGGGUAUCAACUGGACUCCAUUGCCCGACUUGCACUUUGGAAAGAUGGACUUAAUUUUAGACAUGGCGUGGGUCACGGUGUGGGUGCCUACUUGAAUGUACAUGAAGGACCCCAUGGCAUUGGAAAUAGAGCCUCCUACAAUGCAGUGCCACUGCAACCUGGCAUGGUUGUCACCAAUGAACCAGGCUAUUAUGAAGAUGGUCAAUUCGGCAUCAGAAUCGAGAAUGUGUUGACUGUACGCAGAGCAUCUACGCCUUAUCGCUUUGGGAACACAGACUCUUUGGGAUUUGAGCAUGUCACAUUUGUGCCCAUUGGACGAAAGCUGCUGGAGGAUGGAUUGCUGACACCAAGCGACAAACUGUGGAUCAACAAAUACCAUCAAGAGUGUCGGGAUGUCUUGGAGCCGCUACUGGAUAACAAGGCACUUUCAUGGCUAGAGAGAGAAACUGAGCCAUUACGCUGA